CCGAAGAUCCCCAAAUCAAGCUUCAGAGUAAAAAAAAAAAAAAAAACGAUUAUGGCCUUCGGCGAUCGGAAGUAUCGCCAAAGCCCUAGGUCGCCGCUCCUCUCCCAGCAGAAGCACGAUGACUUCGACUUCUCCGGCGCCUCAUUCUCGGGCGCCGUCUUCAAUCUCUCCACAACCAUCGUCGGCGCCGGAAUCAUGGCCCUCCCCGCCACGCUCAAGCAGCUGGGGAUGGUUCCGGGUUUGAUCCUUAUCGUACUCGGGGCGGUGCUCACAGAGGCGUCGAUCAACAUGAUCUUGAGGUUCAGCAGGGCUUCCAAGGCCCUAUCAUAUUCGGGACUUGUCGGCGACGCGUUCGGAGGCACGGGCCGGAAUAUCUUGCAGUUCUGUAUCGUCAUUAACAACGUCGGUACCCUCGUCGUCUACAUGAUCAUUAUUGGUGAUGUGCUGUCAGGGACAUGGUCAGACGGAGUCCACUAUCCAGGUGUGAUUGAAGAAUGGUUUGGCCAACAAUGGUGGAUGAAGCGCUUCAUUAUACUACUAUUCUCAACCCUCCUUGUUUUUGCACCUCUUUUAUCAUUCAAGCGAGUGGAUUCCCUGCGAUAUACAUCAGCCUUAUCUGUGGGUUUGGCAGUUGUAUUUGUGGUGAUAAUAGCAGGGGUAGCUAUUGUUAAGUUGGCUAAUGGAAGCAUUGCAAUGCCACGUUUGUUACCUGAACUUGUUGAUCAGGCAUCUUUCUGGAAGCUUUUCACAACUAUUCCAAUACUAGUCACUGCCUAUAUCUGCCACCAUAAUAUUCACCCAAUACAGAAUGAACUAUCGGACCCCACCCAGAUGAAAUCAAUUGUCCGAACAUCAAUUAGAUUGUGCGUUAUUGUCUACAUGGCAACCAGCUUCUUUGGAUUUCUCCUGUUUGGAGAUCACACACUGGAUGAUGUACUUGCCAAUUUUGAUGCUGAUCUUGGGAUCCCGUAUAGCGCACUGAUUAAUGAUGUGGGACACCCAUGGGAUUGCAGUAAAGAAUGACAGACGGAUUUCAUUGGUUAUGAUACUUUUGGCUGUAUCUUCGAGCGCAGUAGCCAUCUGCAGUGAUAUUUACAGCAUUUUCAACAAUGACAAUGUAAAGACAAGUUAGUAACCAGUGGAUGAUUAUGUUUUUUGAUCUCUGACACUCCAGUUUUUUUGUGAAGAUAGGUACCAUUUUCACGUUUCAAAGAGGCUUCUAAUUAAUAGCUUCCACGUCUGAAGAAAAAUGUGCUAACUCUGGAUAGUCAUGGCUGGUGAGUCCCAAUUUACCGAGGAGCAGAAUUGUAUUUUUAUACAGUUGUUUCAAAUUUGUAUAUCUAAUGCUACUGAUUGAAAAUAAUCUUUAUAUCUAACCCUUUUGUAGUCAAAUAUGAGUUUUAGCUUUUAAACAGUA
Diospyros lotus (date-plum) is the source of this 1417-nucleotide messenger RNA. Its product is annotated as amino acid transporter AVT6A-like. The transcript has 5 exons. Bases 52 to 1023 code for a protein of 323 amino acids. Gene Ontology annotation, molecular function: amino acid transmembrane transporter activity. Gene Ontology annotation, biological process: amino acid transmembrane transport. The record is from RefSeq and is a predicted model, not a curated record. NCBI's taxonomy places the organism in Eukaryota, Viridiplantae, Streptophyta, Magnoliopsida, Ericales, Ebenaceae.